CUUUCGGGGAUUCUCACCUCACCUCGUCCCGGUGUGUUUCAUUGUUAUUACUGCCGGGCAAGCAUUAAAACACAGGUACCGCGUCGAUCCAGCACAGCAUUCAAAACUUGGCUCGUCACGAUGAAGAGUUUCCCACCCGAACGCCUACCCUGAAUGUGCUCAAAUGAGUAUCAGCAAUCAAAAAAAGUUUGGCAAAUGACGCGGCAAUUUGUGCUCUGCAGUUUUUGAAGUGCCACUUGAUUGUUUCUGGGUAAAUGGUGUGAAGAGAGGUCCAAGUCCCCUGAAAUUCCUUGGCAGUACUACCUGGGCUUACUAAAUGCAACCAUGUUCGGACGGGCUGCCAAACCUUCGAACCCUUUACUGUAAGGCUGGCCCGGCACAGGACAAAGAGCCGCCAAGGACUGCAGCCCGUCCUUAUCUUAGAGUCACCGCAGCCUUUUCAUUUUACUGUAGCCAAGGGUACCUAUUUUUACUCAGCCACUUGGAGCAACCCAUCCUCAGCCAAGAACCCUUGCCAACGUACAACAGUUUGACAAUUACACAAGCCAACCAACCUCCAAACUGGGGGAACUCGAGAACCCGUCCAUCGUCACAACCCAUGUGGCAAGUGGGUUUUGGGGGAGUGGCCCAAAUGCGCGGCAGAUCGGCCGAUGGGCAUAAGCAACCAAGCGGCGGCUGCGCGCGUCUAAAAAUCGAACACUACGCAACGCGUCGUGGAGGGGGCUGAGUAGGAAAUUUUUACAUUUUUCUGGUUCCUAGUUUUCAGUGAUAUUGCCUUUGUUCAAUGCGUUUCUUGAUGCUUGUCACGGUCCUUCCUGCUGCUGUGUGACCAGGGCCAAGGAGAGACGCGGCGACACGCCAUUGUGUAGUAACCCGAGUUUCCCGAGCUGUCAAAGGAAGGGGGUGGAGUAAUUUCUUAAAGCAAGAAAAAACCCAAAUGCGGGUUUUUGGGCUGCCUCCCACAAAAAAUCCCACACCCCGUGAAAGCUAAAUGGCGAAUUUGGUAAAGAAAC
Pyricularia oryzae 70-15 is the source of this 1013-nucleotide messenger RNA. RefSeq lists its product as uncharacterized. The transcript has a single exon. The coding region runs from base 317 to 727 and encodes 136 amino acids. Lineage: Eukaryota; Fungi; Ascomycota; Sordariomycetes; Magnaporthales; Pyriculariaceae. The record is from RefSeq and is a predicted model, not a curated record.